UGGUUUUUCCAAUAAUCCGUUCGCUGGUACAGUACAAGUAACCUCUAAGAGCACACAACUGCAAUCUGAAACAUCCAAAAACCAAUCAUGUCCGCCGGCCAAUCAUAAGCUCGGGGGGGCUGCUUCCGGCCUAAUCGAGCUGAACGGCCCAGCCAUUCGCACAGGGCACCAAAAAAAGGUGGGGUGAGCCUGUCAGAAACCAUCCCCCCAGGCGCAUGCCUGACCAUCGUCUUUCCCCGCGCAGUCCGCCUGUACGGUAACCUUGCUCCUAGAUUAUCGCGCCUCCAUCUUCCCAGGAGACACCGCUUUUGCGAAUCGUCAGGAAGUAAAAAUAUUGCCGAUCUCUUUCCGCUCUAGACAUGAGAACCAACUUCCGCAGCGACCCGCAAUGGAACCGGACCCCGAUUCGCCCGGGAUUCUUUGCCUUUAUCCUUAUUACCAUAGCAAACGCUGCGGUAUGCAUCGCAGAAACAGCGCAACGUGUGCAUACAAUAAGGUGCUUCCCCUUCCAUCCCUUGUUUCCUCUCUUCGAGGCUAAGUUAGGCUCACGCUUGUAAGCGUCCUGGUCCUAACCGCCUCCCUGGUCACCACCAUGCAUGUGGGGAUCGACAUGUACUACUUCUUCAUCGUCGGCAGGCUCUACGGGAUAUCAGUUUUCCUCCUGUUCUUCGCAGAGUUCUGCCUCUGGAUGGUGGUUGACGUCUCCCAAGCGACGGAUUUGGGGCUCUUGAGAAAGCCGAAGGGGUGGUUCGAUACAGAUGGGCCGUUUCCCGAGUGCGGAUUUGGGGAUAAUAGGGCGCGUGGUGGGAUUUGUGAGCUAAUGAGGGCGAGGUUCUUUAUUUCGUUGGUGAUUUUGUAGGGUUUCUUUCCGAAUCCGCCCUUAGUUUUGGGGGGGGUGGCAGUGAGCCGGAGGUUGAUGGGUGGUUCGGAGAUUCUAACCGUUUUGCGUUGUAGGGUAUUUUCGUUUGCGUUCACGUUGUUCAGUGCGCUUGCGCCAGCGCCUCAGACAAGACCGCUUUCGGGGUUGACGGGGGGAGGGGAUGGAGCGAGCGGGGAGAGCGGGGAGAGCGCCCAGCGUUGUUCGGAUCAAGAAGUUGGGCAGGUCCAGUUCAAGAGCACGGAUCAAGAGCAGCCGGUGGAAAAGUAAAAGGAAAAUGAGUAGAACUUCCACGUUCGUUGAUUGACUUGUUUGAAGUCCGAGUACCGUAUGAUCAUCGGCUGCGAUGACGCUAGCAGGCUUGGCAUACUUGUGAUUUCGGCGCAUCAGAAGAGUAGGGACUCUGCUUUCUUAUAUAUGUUAUGACCAGAUAGUGCUUUGUUGUUUCCUUAGUACCAAGUCGUCCGUUCCAUCCCAACCUGUUUAGUUCGAAUUGAUUUUUUUUCUUCCUCUCC
Molecule: messenger RNA, 1392 nt
Organism: Tuber aestivum (summer truffle)
Lineage: Eukaryota; Fungi; Ascomycota; Pezizomycetes; Pezizales; Tuberaceae
Source: the annotation of a GenBank genome assembly